This is a messenger RNA of Culex quinquefasciatus (southern house mosquito), 1911 nucleotides long. RefSeq names its product esterase B1. Bases 88 to 1863 code for a protein of 591 amino acids. The record is from RefSeq and is a predicted model, not a curated record. Lineage: Eukaryota; Metazoa; Arthropoda; Insecta; Diptera; Culicidae. The transcript has 3 exons.
ACCACUCUUUCGCCGACGGUGGACCACCAGCUUGGAUUACUUAAUUUUUUGUGGCAGUUUAGUGACCGAACGCAAACCGCACUAGUCAUGGUGAUGCGAAGUUCUCCGUUGACGGGCUGGAAGAACGUCAGCACCGGGUCGGACGCGGAAGCUCAUCGGCCCCCCACUCGGAUAGCGGUUCAGGUGGUCCAGGGGUACAUCUACGGCGUGCGGGAUAUGCUUCCGAACGGGGACAACUACUUCUACUUCAAAGGGAUUCCGUACGCGAAACCGCCGGUGGGGAAUCUUCGGUUCAUGAGCCCGGUGCCGAUCGAGAAGUACGCGGUGUCCUACCUGGACUGUACCGCGGAACGUGGCAACUGCAUGGGGAUGGACGUGCUGACGAAGGAGAUUACCGGAUCGGAAGAUGGGCUGUACUUGAACGUGUAUACGACGAAGAUUCCCCGGAAGAACGAUCCACCGGUGAAGCUUCCGGUGAUGGUGUUCAUUCACGGCGGGGGGUUGGUCGGGGGUCACGCGGACAGUUCGAUGUAUUUGCCGAACUAUUUGCUGCAGGAGGAUGUGGUGGUUGUGACCGUCAACUACAGGUUGGGAGUGCUGGGCUUUCUGUGUCUACCGGAAGCAGGUGUUGAAGGCAAUGCCGGACUCAAAGAUCAGCGCAUGGCCCUCCAGUGGGUCCACCAGAACAUUGCCCAGUUCGGCGGAGACCCCGGCAACGUGACCCUCUUCGGCGCCAGCUCCGGUGCGAUCGCGGUGAACUUCCACGCCCUGUCGAAGGAGUCCAAGAAGUACUUCCACAAGGCAAUCAUGCAGGCGGGAUCGAUCUACAUCGAGUACGGCCACCAGGAUCAACCGGAGGAAAAAGCUCGCAAUCUGGCGCAGCUGCUGGGCUACACGCCGGAAAGCGAUGCCGAGGUGUACCAGAUAUUGAAGAACGCACCGGCGAAGAAGUUGUUCGAACUGCAGUCAAAGGUGCUCACCAAGCGGGAGCAGAAGGUCGAGAAGCUGUUCCAGAUUCCGUUUCUUCCGGUCAUCGAGCGAACUCAGUCGCUGGACGCUAUCAUUACGCGACAUCCAACGGAGAUCAUGAUGGAACCGGACAGCAUGGACAUCCCGAUCAUUCUGGGGUAUUGCGAGCACGACGGGAUGAUGGUGCUGAUUGAUGCUCUGAAGAAUCUGAACGAUUACAACCGCGAGCCGGAGCGCUUCAUCCCUCGAACCUUGGACAUUGACUACUUCACUCCGGCGGCGAAUCAACUCGGUGAACAGAUCAAGAAGUUCUACUUUGAAGACAAAGCCGUGUCCCGUGACACCUUACUCCAGCUGGUGGACUGCUUCACGGACAAGUACCUACUAGCAUACCGGAUCACCUCGGAGCUGUGGGCCAAGUACCAGCGCAAGACCCGCAUGUUUGGCUAUCGAUUCGCGUUCGACGGACUUCUGAACAAAGGCAAAGCCAUAACCUCGUGCACCUCGAUGAAGGGAGCGGCCCACAUCGACGAAGUGUACUACAUCUUCAGCUCGCCGAUUCUGAAGACGGAGGUCCCGAAGACCAACAAGGCGUACCGGAUGCGCCAGACCAUGGUCCGGAUGUGGACCAACUUUGCCAAGUGCUCGGAUCCGACGCCCGAGGGAGAGGACUCGCUGCCGUUCAAGUGGGAACCCGUGGAGAACAUGCCGCUGGACAGUGAGGAGCUCAAGCAGAACAUACUGAACAUUUCGGACGAGAUUCAGAUGAUGGAGAUGCCCGAGAGGAAGAGGAUGGACUUUUGGGUUGAGAUCUACCGAAAGUUCAACGGACACGUUUCCAACUCCCGGAUUCCGACCUGCGCCAAGGGCGUUGAGCAGAACAAUAAUGUGUGAUGCCGUAUUUUGUAACUCUAGAUAACUUCAAUAAAUUUUGACUCGAAA